AUGAGAUACGUGCAAGUGUGCAAAGCACUUUACGACUAUGAAUCUCGAACCGAAGACGAACUAAGCAUCAAAGAAAAUGAUAUUUUGUACAUUAUCGAGAAAGAAGAUGAUGAUUGGUGGCGAGCUGAAUUAAAGCAGCAGAAUGGAGAAGACCAAGGCCCUGUUGGAUUAGUGCCUGCCGACUAUUUAGAAGAGGUUACGCCAAUCGGUCGAGUGCGCGCAGAAUUUGAUUAUGCUGCUCAGCAAGAAGAAGAGUUAUCGUUCGAGGAAGGUGAUGAGAUGGAUCUACUGGAGCAGGAUGAUCCAGAUUGGUUUCUUGUCAAAUCCAAGAAGGGUGAAAUUGGAUUGGCACCAAGCAACUAUGUGCAAGAUGUAGACAACCAUUUUGAAGAAGCCCAAGAGCAACAGCAACAGCAACAAGACCCUAUUCCCACACCACCAGUCGUAACACAAGCAUCCAUGGCUGUUGCUCCUCCAGCUCCUCCAGCAGUUCAACCCAUCUUGUCGCAUACUACUGGCUCAACCACUGCUACUCGAGAAGUCAUUGCGGAUGAUGCUCAAUCUUGGAACGUUCAUGAGUACGAUGCCGCUAAAAAGAAGAAGAAGAAGGGAAAGGGCAGUUUAUUCGUCGGCAAUGGCAUGAUUUGCUAUGGCAGCGAAACCGAUAAAUCCUUGCCGGUGCAACAAUACCCUAUUUUGGAUGUAACAAAGUAUCUCUACGACGGUAAAAACUUGCAUAUCGAGAUUGAUGGUGCUAAACAAGCAGUACUGGAUCUUCAAGCCUCCUCCAAAUCAGAGGCCAAAGCCAUCUUGGUCAAGAUUUCGGAUUCGACACGAGCCGCUCAAAUGUCAAACACCCAUUUGAGUCUAUCCAGUCAGAAACAAAUCGCUGCUCCAGCUCCUGCCAUUCCUCCCAUGACAUCUUCGUCAUCCUAUGAAGCUGCUGCUGCUUCUCCAUCACCACAGGCUCAUUAUGAUGAACAGGAGCAGGAUCAAGAAGAAGAGUCAAACUGUGUCCCCAAGUGGGGUAUCUCCAUCUAUUCUUUCCAAGCUGAAGGUGGCGAUGAAUUGUCUGUUGAGGAAAACGAGCAAAUUUAUGUUUUAGACUACGAGAGAACAGAUGGUUGGUGGCGUGUACAAAAGGUGGAUGGUGAUGUCGGUUUGGUGCCUUCCUCCUACGUUCAAUUUGACGAUGAAGAGGGCAAUGAACAAGAGCAUGAUCACUCUACUGCUGCUGGUGCUGCUGGAGUGGGUGCCGCCGCUGCCGCCGCUGUUGCUGCCUCUUCUCGCAAUGACAAUGUAGAGGAAAUCAGAAGAAAGCGUGCUGAGGAGGAGCGUGCCUUGCAACAACAACGUGUUGCUGAAGAAAGAGCUCGCGAAGCACAACGACGCAAGGAACAAGAAGAACAGGACAGAAAGAGACGCGAACAGGAAGAGGAAUCGCGCCGUCGUAGAGAAGAGGAAGAAGCGCGCCGUCGUCGUGAAGAGGAGAGACAACGCGAAGAAGAGGAGAGGGAACGACGUAGACAAGUUCAAGAGGCUGCCAAACGUGCUGAAGCUGCUCGUCAAAAGCAAUUAGAAGAAGACUACAAACGCAAAGAAGCCGAACGUAAAGCAUCGCUUGCUCGUUCAGCCUCCAAGACGCGACAUCAAGAUCUUCCUAAACCAGACCCAACAAAGAUUAGAACAUGGACAGAUCGAAGCGGUUCCUUCAAGGUAGAAGCUCAGUUCAUUGAUUUUCACAAUGGUAAAUUGCGUUUGCAUAAACUGAACGGUGUCAAGAUUGAUGUGCCUGUGGAGAAGAUGUGUGCUGAAGAUGUGCGUUGGGUGGAAAAUCAUACAAGAAGACCUAGUCAAGCUGAUGAUGAGGUUGCACCUGCUAUGCCUCCUCGUCCUCCUCAACAACAACAACAACAACAAGCUGCUCCACGUGCUGCUCAACCACCACAAAGGAAGCUUAAUGAAAGAUGGGAUUGGUUUGAUUGGUUUAUGAUUAUCGGCAUCCCUAUGCAGCAAUCACUUCAAUACGCUGCAUCCUUCAAAGCAGAGAAACUCGACGACAGUGAUAUUCCCAACUUGACGCACAAGCAAAUGAAGAUGUUGGGCUUAAAAGAGGAACACGUACAGCGCGUGGAAAGAUACAUUGAAACUGGUCAACCUGAAGAGACAACAGAGGAAGAAGCUACCAACAAAAAGAAGGAAAUGAGUCAAAUUGAAAAGGAUGAAGAGUUGGCUCGAAAGUUGCAAAAGGAAUGGGAGAGUUCUGAAGGCAGUAACAAGGGAAAGGCACCCUCUUCUUCGAAUGCUAGACCUAGACCCAACGUGUCUGCACCCAAGGAUGUGCAUCCUGAUCUAUUGGACUUUAUCGGCUCUCAACUAAGCAGCUCUUCCACAACAGACAAUGCCAAGGGCAAGGAACUUGAGAAACCCAAGGGCGAUUUGAUUGGAUUCAACGAUGAUGCUUGGGCCCCUCGUGUAGAGAGCAGCCCUAUCGCUGCCAUGUCACCCAUGAAGACAGCCCAAUCCAGCAAUGCCGUGGUAUCUCCUGCUGCUCCUGCUGCUCCUGCUGGACCUACACCCGAACAAAUCAAGGCUGCAGAAGCUGAACGCAAACGUAUCCAAGAAGAGGAACAAAUCCAAAAGAUCCAAUUGAUGAAUCUACAGCGACAAGCCAAGGAGCAACAACAACAAUUGGAGCAACUGCAGAAAUUGACACAGCAGCAAUUAGAGCUUCAAAAGCAGUUGGCAAUGCAAACAGGUACACAGCAGCAGCAACAACAGCAGCAGCAGCAGAUGUUACAAGUGCAAGCUCAACAGCAACGGCUUCAACAACAGCUUGCUCAACAGCCCCCUCAACUGCAACCCUCGUUUGCUGCUCAACCCACUGGCUUCUCUGCUGCUCAGCCUACUGGUUUCAACGCUUCUCAACCCACGGGCUUCAACGUUACCCAGCCUACUGGCUUUAGUCCUCAGACAACUACAGGUUUCCAAACUGGAGGCUUCACUGGUCAACAACCCACACCUGCUGCGGGUCGUCAAAGACCUACACCAUCACACAGUCUUCCUUUAGAUCCAUCCCUUGGUCAAUGGCAACCCAAUCAACCUACUGGAUUCCAGCAGCAGCAACACCAGCAUCAACAACAGCCCAUGCAAACUGGGUUCCAACAGCAACAACAACCACAGCAACCUAUUCAGCAAAACUCAUGGCAAGCGCUUCAACCUCAAAUGACAGGUUUUCCUGCUUCCAGUCAACCCGUUGGUGGCAGCAAUUAUCAACAAUCAUUGCCUCCACCAUUGGUACCUUCUUCCACCGCUGCUGGACAGCAAGGGCUUCUUUCAAGAUCACACACCAUUGGUGUCCAACCUACAGGUAGACAUUGGAACAGUGCUACUCCUGACAACCCCUUCGGAUCUCCCACUUUAUCUCCACUGCAAGCACAAAUGACAGGCGUUCAAUUCUCUACACCUAGUCCUCAAGCAUUCCAUCAAAGUCCUUUACAAUCUCAACAACCAACUGGUUACAUGCAACCUCAAAUGACCGGUUUCCCUCCUCAACAACCGCCACAGCAACCAGCAGGUAAUAGUAUUUUUACUCCUCAAGGUUCCAUGCAAUAUGGCCAAUCUGCUUUCCCUAAUAACCAACGCCCUUGGUAA
Molecule: messenger RNA, 3654 nt
Organism: Mucor velutinosus
Lineage: Eukaryota; Fungi; Mucoromycota; Mucoromycetes; Mucorales; Mucoraceae
Exons: 6
Coding region: 1-3654 (1217 amino acids)
Biological process (GO): actin cortical patch assembly
Cellular component (GO): nucleus
Molecular function (GO): identical protein binding; cytoskeletal protein binding; protein-macromolecule adaptor activity
Source: RefSeq, a predicted model, not a curated record